AGUUUUAAAGACUACCCCACUUUUAUAAUUUUCCCUUCGUAUUCGCCACUUGUUCUCUGUCAUUCAUGAAAAAGGAUGCGGCCGUAAUUGAUUUCCGCCUGCAUUCAUUUCCGAUUUUCCAUAAUAGUCCAACCAGAUCGACAAUGGCGAUGGUAAAUUCAAGUUUUAUCUUCAUUGGUGUCUCCACCGUACCUUAUCCCCUUUCGAACAACAACCAUAGCAGAAAAUUCAGAAUCACAUCGGCAAAACUUACGGAAGAUUCCGAUUCAGAUUCCAAAUCAUCUCAACUCAAAUUUCCCUCACUGAGAGUUUCAAAUCCACUUCUCGCCCGAUCUGUCGUUUCGGUUCUCGGAUUAGGGUUCGUCGAUGCAGGGUACAGUGGAGAUUGGUCUAGAAUUGGAGUAAUUACGAAGGAGAGCGAAGAAUUGCUAAAGAUUGGAGCCUUCUUGGUGGUUCCGUUUUGCGUAUUUCUGGUUUUUUCUUUCUCCAGAUUAGAUUCGGAUUCUUCAUAACUCAUAAGUGUAUGGCGGAUGCAUUUCCCAAACUGGUUAAGAAAUAAAUUUCAAUUUUCAAUGGUAGCUAAGCUAAAAUUGUUUUUUGCUUCCUCUGAAUACAAGUGUUGAAGUGGGGAGAUUUUGAAGAAUAUGUACAAAAUUCAUUUACUGAUAUGCACAUGUUUGAUGCUGGUUUUCCA
Messenger RNA from Benincasa hispida (wax gourd), 694 nucleotides. RefSeq names its product DNA-directed RNA polymerase subunit beta. The record is from RefSeq and is a predicted model, not a curated record. Lineage: Eukaryota; Viridiplantae; Streptophyta; Magnoliopsida; Cucurbitales; Cucurbitaceae.